Akanthomyces muscarius is the source of this 1719-nucleotide messenger RNA. RefSeq lists its product as uncharacterized. The coding region runs from base 1 to 1719 and encodes 572 amino acids. NCBI's taxonomy places the organism in Eukaryota, Fungi, Ascomycota, Sordariomycetes, Hypocreales, Cordycipitaceae. The record is from RefSeq and is a predicted model, not a curated record. Gene Ontology annotation, molecular function: serine-type endopeptidase activity; tripeptidyl-peptidase activity. Gene Ontology annotation, biological process: proteolysis. The transcript has 3 exons.
AUGGUCAGCUUUUCCAACAUCUGCAUGGCUUUUGCCGCUGCCGCCGGAACUCGUGCAGUUCCCGCAACUGCCAACCACGGACCCCUUACUCUCUUCACCGAGCUGAAGCAGCAGCCUUCCAUGUGGAAGUCGGAAGGUGCUGCGGACAAGGGCGUGAUGAUCACGGCUCAAAUCGGUCUCAAGCAGAGCAAUAUUCCUGGCCUCCAGGCAAAGCUCCUCGACGUUUCCAACCCCGAAAGCCCCAACUACGGCAAGUGGCUUUCGCAGGAGGAAAUCGCUGCUUUCACAGCUCCUGCGGCCGGCAAUGUCGAGGCUGUCAAGGCUUGGCUCGCUGCCAAUGACAUCAUGGAGACGACUCAGCCUACCAACGACUGGAUUGAAUUCACCGUUCCUAUUCACCAGAUGGAGACGCUUCUUGACGCCGACUACCAGUGGUUCGCCCACAUUACCUCUGAUAUCAAGGUCCCUCGCACUACCAAGUAUUCCAUCCCUCAGGGCCUCCACUCCGUGAUUGACAUGAUCACGCCUACCACCGCUUUCUACAACAACAUGGGAGCACAUGCCCAAGAGAUCCAGAUGAGCGCCAACACCAUCCACAGUCGCGCCAGCGGCUGCAAGGGCGACGGUUCAAUCCAACCAAGCUGCAUCAACUCAAUCUACAAUAUAGACUACACCAGCAAUGGCAGUCAACUCGUCGGCACCACUGGCCUCCUUGGUAUUGGUGCCAACCAUCAAGACUAUGCUUCCUUUGGCCAGGCCUACGUUCCCGGCCUGAAAGAUUUCCAAGACGUGACUGUCGGAAAUGGCCCCAACAGCGGCAAUGGUAGCGCUCUUGAAGGCAACCUCGACACCCAGCACAUGGGCGGUAUCAGCCACCCCAACCCUAGCGUUUAUAUUUCCGCUGGUCCGAUUGGUGGAGAUGCCAAGUCGUUCAACGAUGCCAUCAGCAACAUUGCCAGCUACCUCAGCUCCACCUCGAAUCCUCCCUCCGUCGUGUCUACCUCCUAUGGCGGCGAGGAGCAACUCCAAGACGCAAGUUACAUGGACCGCCUCUGUAACGAGUUCAUGAAGAUUGGCUCCCGCGGAAUCACGCUGACUGUCUCGUCUGGUGACCACGGCGUUGGUGGCAACGGCGAAAGCAGCUGCAACCAGGGCUUCUACGCUGUCUGGCCCGCUUCCUGCCCCUGGGUCACUGCUGUCGGUGGUACCCAGUUCAAUGGCAACUCAGAAGAGGUUGCCAACUUUCAGCGACUGAACAAGAAUGUAGAGUCGCCCGGCGGUGGCUACUCAUGGCACUUUAGCGCCCCCGACUACAACAAGGACGCCACAUCCGCAUUUGCGACAGCUAUUCAGAGCCAGGGUUACAAAGGCUACUUCAACGCGAACGGUCGUGGCUAUCCUGACAUCUCUCUUGUCAGUGUUGGCUACUCCACCUAUGUGGACGGCAAGGUGCUAGGUGCUCUGGGUACUUCGGCUUCUUCCCCCGCUAUUGGGGCCCUCGUGGGUGUCUUGAAUGACUACCGCCAAUCUAAGGGCCAGUCUACUCUUGGCUUCAUCAACCCUCUCCUUUACUCUUCCAAUGCUUCGGCUGCCAUACGCGAUGUUACGUCGGGUAACAACUUUGGUUGCGGAACGAAGGGUUAUUACGCCAGUAGCGGCUGGGAUGCGGCGUCUGGCUUAGGAACGCUGGACUUUGGUAAGCUUCGCGCUGUCAUCUAG